Galeopterus variegatus (Sunda flying lemur) is the source of this 4278-nucleotide messenger RNA. It is a transcript of the gene RECK, whose product is annotated as reversion-inducing-cysteine-rich protein with kazal motifs. Lineage: Eukaryota; Metazoa; Chordata; Mammalia; Dermoptera; Cynocephalidae. The record is from RefSeq and is a predicted model, not a curated record. Gene Ontology annotation, biological process: blood vessel maturation; extracellular matrix organization; sprouting angiogenesis. The coding region runs from base 76 to 2880 and encodes 934 amino acids. Gene Ontology annotation, cellular component: plasma membrane. The transcript is spliced from 22 exons. Gene Ontology annotation, molecular function: protein binding; metalloendopeptidase inhibitor activity.
UGGCGGGGGGCCUGGCCCCAGGCAGCGCGGGUGCAUUGUGUUGUAAUCAUUCAAAGGACAACCAAAUGUGCCGUGAUGUAUGUGAACAGCAUUCGUGGAUUUUACAGUCUCAGCUAUUUGCAGAUUUUCUCCUCAAAAAGUGAAUCCCGACUAAAACAUCUAUUGCAGCGAGCCCCAGAUUAUUGUCCAGAAGCAAUGGUUGAAAUUUGGAGUUGUAUGAAUUCAUCUUUGCCAGGUGUGUUUAAGAAGUCUGAUGGCUGGGUUGGCUUAGGCUGCUGUGAACUGGCUAUUGCCUUGGAGUGCCGACAGGCAUGCAAGCAGGCAUCUUCAAAGAACGAUAUUUCCAAAGUUUGCAGAAAAGAAUAUGAGAAUGCUCUUUUCAGCUGCAUUAGCAGAAACGAAAUGGGUUCAGUUUGUUGCAGUUAUGCAGGUCAUCACACGAACUGCCGAGAAUACUGUCAAGCCAUUUUUCGAACAGAUUCUUCUCCUGGUCCAUCUCAGAUCAAAGCAGUGGAAAAUUAUUGUGCCUCUAUUAGCCCACAAUUAAUACACUGUGUGAACAAUUAUACCCAAUCUUAUCCAAUGAGGAACCCAACAGACAGUUUAUAUUGCUGUGACAGAGCUGAAGACCAUGCUUGCCAAAAUGCCUGCAAGAGAAUUCUGAUGUCUAAGAAAACAGAAAUGGAGAUUGUUGAUGGUCUCAUUGAGGGUUGCAAGACCCAGCCCUUGCCUCAAGAUCCUCUUUGGCAGUGUUUUCUUGAAAGCUCACAGUCUGUUCACCCUGGAGUCACUGUACACCCUCCUCCUUCUACAGGCCUCGAUGGGGCUAAAUUGCAUUGUUGUUCUAAAGCAAACACUUCAACAUGUAGGGAACUGUGCACUAAACUUUAUAGCAUGAGCUGGGGCAAUACGCAGAGCUGGCAAGAGUUUGAUCGCUUUUGUGAAUAUAACCCAGUGGAAGUGUCGAUGUUGACCUGUUUAGCAGAUGUCCGGGAACCUUGCCAGUUGGGCUGUAGAAACCUUACUUACUGUACCAAUUUUAACAACAGGCCAACAGAACUUUUCAGGAGUUGUAAUGCUCAGUCAGAUCAAGGAGCCAUGAAUGACAUGAAACUGUGGGAGAAAGGAAGCAUAAAGAUGCCAUUUAUCAACAUACCUGUUCUUGACAUUAAAAAGUGCCAGCCAGAAAUGUGGAAAGCAAUAGCUUGUUCACUGCAGAUUAAACCUUGUCACAGCAAAUCCCGGGGAAGUAUUAUUUGCAAAUCAGAUUGUGUAGAAAUUCUCAAAAAGUGUGGAGACCAGAACAAAUUCCCUGAAGACCACACAGCUGAAAGUAUUUGUGAGCUUCUGUCACCUACAGAUGACCUGGAGAAUUGUAUACCGUUGGAUACAUACCUCAGGCCAAGUACUUUAGGUAACAUUGUAGAAGAAGUGACUCAUCCCUGUAACCCAAAUCCUUGCCCAGCCAAUGAGCUCUGUGAAGUGAACCGAAAAGGGUGCCCACCUGGAGAUCCCUGUCUUCCAUACUCUUGUGUUCAAGGUUGUAAAUUGGGAGAAGCUUCUGAUUUUAUUGUCCGUCAAGGGACACUAAUCCAGGUGCCUUCAUCUGCAGGGGAAGUUGGUUGUUAUAAAAUCUGUUCAUGUGGACAAAGUGGACUCUUAGAAAACUGUAUGGAGAUGCACUGUAUAGAUCUCCAGAAGUCCUGUAUUGUUGGUGGAAAAAGAAAAAGUCAUGGAACAUCCUUUAGUAUUGACUGCAACGUCUGUUCUUGUUUUGCUGGCAAUUUGGUGUGUUCUACCCGCCUCUGCCUCAGUGAGCACAGUUCAGAAGAUGACCAUCGCACCUUCACAGGUCUGCCCUGUAACUGUGCAGAUCAGUUUGUCCCUGUGUGUGGACAGAAUGGACGCACUUAUCCCAGUGCCUGCAUUGCUCGCUGUGUGGGUCUCCAAGACCAUCAGUUUGAAUUUGGAUCAUGCAUCUCAAAGGAUCCAUGUGAUCCUAACCCUUGCCAAAAAAACCAAAGAUGUAUACCCAAACCACAAGUCUGCCUGACGACUUUUGAUAAAUUUGGAUGUAACCAAUAUGAGUGUGUGCCAAGACAGCUUGCCUGUGACCAGGUUCGCGAUCCUGUUUGUGACAAAGACCACAUGGAGCACAAUAAUCUCUGCACUUUGUACCAAAGAGGAAAAAGCCUCUCUUACAAAGGCUCAUGCCAGCCCUUCUGCAGAGCCACAGAGCCCGUCUGUGGGCACAAUGGUGAGACCUAUAGCAGUGUGUGUGCUGCCUACUCAGACCGUGUGGCAGUAGAUUACUAUGGGCCCUGCCAGGCUGUUGGGGUCCUCUCAGAGUACAGUUCUGUCGCCGAGUGUGCUGCUGUGAAGUGUCCUUCACUCUCAGUGACUAGAUGCAAACCCAUCAUCCCACCCGGUGCUUGUUGCCCAUUAUGUGCUGGGAUGUUAAGAGUUUUAUUUGACAAAGAAAAGCUGGAUACCAUUGCUAAGGUAACAAACAAAAAGCCAAUAACAGUUCUGGAAAUACUUCAGAAAAUCCGCAUGCAUGUAUCUGUCCCACAGUGUGAUGUAUUUGGAUACUUCAGUAUUGAGUCAGAAAUCGUGAUCCUGAUCAUUCCUGUCGAUCAUUUUCCAAAAGCUUUGCAGAUUGAAGCCUGCAAUAAAGAAGCAGAGAAGAUCGAAUCCCUUAUCAAUUCUGACAGCCCUACUCUGGCAUCCCACGUCCCUCUCUCUGCCCUCAUCAUCUCCCAGGUGCAGGUCUCUAGCAGUGUGCCGUCGGCCGGCAUUGGGGCCAGGCCACCGUGCCACUCCUUCCUCCUGCCCCUUAGCCUGGGCCUUGCCUUGCGCUUGUUCUGGACACAUAACUGACUGCCCAUGAAAGGUGCAAAAUGGUCCUCAACCUAACCUUUCUACCUUGUGCAAGACAUUCGGGAUUGCUGGUUUAUAGCUGAAUAGUGGCCAACUAAAGCACAAGUCACCUCUGUUCACCACACAGUAUUUUUUUUUUUAAUCUGCCAAUAUUAGUAGGGUUUUUGUUUUGUUUUUACAAAUGUUAAAAUACGUUCUUCCAAAUACUAAUGAAAAGAGGAUGUCUCUUUCUGGUGGAUCACUGCCUUAUGAUUUCCAUUUUGCUUACUAGAUGGGUCCCCUACUCUAAAGCAAAUUUAAUAUCACUGAUAAAUGAGUUGAUCACUUUUUAGAAAGAUAACUCACUUUACUAUCAGGUUCAUGUCACGGACACUUCAUUUCAAAGUUCCUCUAAGUAUUAAGGUGCCCCUUGUAUUUGUUUUUGUUUACAGAUAAUUACCUACUCUAUCUAGAAGCUAGGGGUCCUAGUGAAGAGCCCUGCUAAGAGAGAGUAUGAAAUUAAGCAUUUUUGAAAUUAGAAUGUAAAUCAUCAGGCAAAUUUCAGUUAAUUUAUAGAAAUUUAAUUUAGGACUCUAUCUAUUGUGUUAAGCAAAAGCGAGCUGACUAAAUGUCACUCAUAUAAUAAUAUGUUGUGACAGUCUCAGUGGUCACUGAUUUGUGUUUGUGUUUGUGACUUGUGAAAGGGAGAUGUGACAUUGCAUCAAAGCGUCUUGCAUUAUGCAAUUUAUAUAUUAACCAGAUAUAUAUUCUUUGGUAUUCAUCCGAGUUAAAUUUAGAGUUUUUAAACAUCAAUCUUUAAACCAGUUGCUGCUAUUUAUAUAAUUGCCAAAAAGUGAAAUAAUUAGUAGUUCAUGUAAAUAAUACAUGAUUUUUCUAUUUUAUUAUGAAAAAGGUGAAUAGCCAUAUUUGUAAAAUGACAAUCAUGUGUGUUAACCCAGGACUUUCCGUUCAUGAAAACACAUUUGCUUUUUGUGAUAUGCACAAUGUAGAUAAGUGUUCUGUCUGACUUUCUUUUUUGAUAUAGAAUGAUAAAGAAUUGUAGUUUAUAUAUUUUAAAAUUCAAACUGAGUAUUAAAAUGUUUGUAUGUUGUCUAAGAAAUUUAAUACCAUGAAUGUGUUUCACAGUUUGAAAUAAGCUAUUCAAUGUAAUACUUGUUUAUAUGCACCUGAACCUAGAUUUUACAUGAAGUAUUUUUUUCAGUAUUAUAUGUACUCUCUGAAAUACAUAGGGAUAUGCUUUUUAUACCAAAAUGUUGUUGAAAAGUGGGCACUUAAAGUUUUCAGAAUAUCUCAGUGCUGAUGUAGCAUGUUGGUUGCAAUUGCUUUUUUCUGUAUAAAUGUCUUCAAUGCAAUAUACGAGAAAGCUUUUCUAUUUUAAUAAAAAUAAUUUUUAUAUGA